AUGCUUCCUGAAGGCAGGACUCCUGUUUAUGUUCGAAACCCCGAGGAGUACCAGUGCACCGGGGUGCUCGAGGCCGACUUCGCCGAGCUCUGCGCGCGCUCCGGCUACACCGACUUCCCCAAGGUCGUCACCCGGCCGCGCCCACCGCGCCCACACUCGAUCUCCGACUCCUCGGCCUCCACAUCAUUAAAGCCCACCCCAGACGAGCAGCGGCUGUCGGGGUCCUGCAGCCUCAACAGCCUGGAGAGCAAGUACGUGUUCUUCCGGCCCACCAUCCAGGUGGAGCUGGAGCAGGAGGACGGCAAGGCAGUGAAGGAGAUCUACAUCCGCGGCUGGAAGGUGGAGGACCGGAUCCUGGGAAUCUUCUCCAGUUGCCUGCCCUCCCUCAGCCAGCUUCGGGCUAUCAACCUGUGGAACGUGGGGCUGACGGAUGAAACCCUGAGCACCUUCAUUGCCCUCCUGCCUCUCUGCUCUCCCACACUCAGGAAAGUGUCUCUGGAGGGGAACCCACUGCCAAAACAGUCGUACCACAAGCUCAUGGCCAUGGACAGCACGCUCUCCCACCUGUCUCUGCGGAACAACAACAUCGAUGACCACGGCGCCCAGCUCCUGGGCCAGGCCCUGUCCACGCUGCACGGCAGCAACCGGACCCUGGUGUCCCUGAACCUGGCCUUCAAUUACAUCGGGGACGAGGGCGCGGGAGCUCAGCCGACCUCCUCCCGACAAGCGGAUGCCAAAAUGGAGCGGGAGAAGCCUCAGAUGGGGGGGAUCAGCAGCGUGGUUCUGGUGGAAAAGAUGCAGUCAACGAAAACCCUGAAGGGCCUGGUCAAGAAAAAGGAGAAGCCAGGGGAAGUGGUUAAGGAGAAGUCGCCCACACAAGGGACCCCUAAGAAAGAAGACGCGGCGAAGCCCGGCAAGGGCAAGGUAACCAUCCCCGAGCAGAAGCCGAGCAGGGGAAAGGGGGCCAAGCCCGGGAGCAAGGAGAAGCGCAGCAUCCUCCUGGAAUCCGAGCAGCUGGUUGCAGAAGCUACAGAGAUGAUCAAUCCCCUCUUGGAACCCAUGGAGCACCGUGAGGGGAAGGUUUUCAUGCCUGGGAACAAGGUCCUUCUGCACCUGAACCUCCUCGGAAACUGCAUCACAGAGGUGGGGCUGGAGGGCUUCCUCACAGCAGUGCAGUACCAGGCACAGUUCUCCAAGCCCAAGAGUGCAUCCAAGGGCCCUGUGGGGCUGCUGUGGCUGUCCCUGGCGAAAAACUCCUUCGACCCACAAUGUCCCAUGUAUGCCAUGAUCCAGGAGCUGUUGCUACCAAAGGACCCCGUCAAGGUCAAGCUCAGGGACGAGGAGGCCCAGCCUUUCUCUACCUAGCCCCUCCCACCUUACGGACGGA
Molecule: messenger RNA, 1387 nt
Organism: Fukomys damarensis (Damara mole-rat)
Lineage: Eukaryota; Metazoa; Chordata; Mammalia; Rodentia; Bathyergidae
Gene: Lrrc71
Product: leucine rich repeat containing 71
Exons: 14
Coding region: 1-1365 (454 amino acids)
Molecular function (GO): protein binding
Source: RefSeq, a predicted model, not a curated record